Molecule: messenger RNA, 2043 nt
Organism: Phoenix dactylifera (date palm)
Lineage: Eukaryota; Viridiplantae; Streptophyta; Magnoliopsida; Arecales; Arecaceae
Product: protein PIGMENT DEFECTIVE 338, chloroplastic
Biological process (GO): RNA stabilization
Molecular function (GO): RNA binding
Source: RefSeq, a predicted model, not a curated record
AGUCACCAGAGCUCCUGACGGAUAGGUAAAGCCGGAACAAGAUCGCCGGGGCUCACAGCUAUCGCCGCGGGGGCGAGCGAAGAAAAAGCGUGAUGCAAACCCAUUCUCUCUCGCCUCUCUUUCUCCCCUUAAACCUCUCCUAUCCCUCCCCCUCCCCUCGCCCUCAACCUAAAAAUCCCAUCUUUCCUCUUCUCUCCCGCGUCCUCUCCCCCAAAUCCCCCUUCUUGAGGCGAACCCAUGUCCCCUUCUCCUCCCCCGUCGACGGCCUCGGCAAAGAAUCCGAGCUUGAGCUCCUUGGCAAACCGUCCCCGAUCCCAAUCCCCGACGACAGCGAACCCUCCGCCCCCCGAAGGCCCCCGGAUAUGGAAGAGGCCCUAGCCCCGUUCUUGAAGUUUUUUAAACGAAGGGAAUCCGACUCCGAAGCCAAGAUCGGAGAAGAGAGCGAGCCGGAUGAAACUAGAGAACCCGCCGAGGAGGAGAAAGAAAAAGAAGAGGUCGUCGGCGUCCGGAUUCAGUACUAUGAUCCGAAGCCCGGGGAUUUUGUGGUCGGCGUGGUGGUGUCGGGGAAUGAGAACAAGCUCGACGUGAACAUCGGCGCCGACAUGUUGGGCACGAUGCUGACCAAGGAGGUGCUUCCGCUCUACGAAGCAGAGCUGCCGUACCUGUUGUGCGAUUUGGGGAGGGAUGCCGGGGAGUUUUUGGUUCCAGGAAAGAUGGGGAUUGUGAAGGAUGAGGAGGCCUUGAGUGGUCGCAGGAUGCCCGGAAGGCCAGUUGUCGAGGUGGGGACGGUUCUUUUUGCGGAGGUGCUCGGUCGCACACUGAGCGGGCGGCCGCUGUUGUCAACGAGAAGGAUGUUUCGGAGGGUCGCGUGGCACCGAGUGAGGCAGAUAAAGCAGCUCAAUGAGCCAAUUGAGGUUAAAAUUUUUGAGUGGAAUACUGGAGGGCUUCUCACCAGAAUCGAGGGUCUGCGAGCAUUUCUUCCUAAAGCUGAGUUGAUGAACAGAAUUAAUAAUUUCUCCGAUUUGAAAGAUAAUGUCGGUCGCCAGAUGCUUGUGUGUAUUUGCAAGAUUGAUGAAGCUACCAAUAACAUUAUAAUCAGCGAGAAAGAAGCUUGGGACAUCUUAUACCUUAAAGAAGGAACUCUUUUAGAAGGGACUGUUCGCAAAAUUUUUCCAUACGGAGCACAAGUUAGGAUAGGUGAGACUAACAGAAGUGGGUUACUGCAUAUUUCAAACAUAACUCGUUCCCAUGUUACAUCUGUAAGCGAUGUACUAAAAGUGGAUGAGAAGGUGAAAGUUCUGGUGGUGAAGUCAAUGUUUCCUGACAAAAUUUCCCUUAGCAUCGCAGAUCUUGAAAGCGAGCCUGGACUAUUUCUUUCAAACAAAGAGAAAGUGUUUUCUGAGGCUGAAGAGAUGGCUAAAAAAUAUCGACAAAGAUUACCACUCGUUUCUGCAACUCGUAAGUUAAAAUCGCUCCCAGAUGAUGCACUCCCCUUUGAUGACGAAGCUAGAUUGUACUCAAACUGGAAAUGGUUCAAAUUCGAACAACACAAUGAAGGGACAGGUAAUGAUAGCACCAUAUUAUGACGGUAAUGUUAAGAAAUUCUGGGACCAUUUUAGAUGAGAUCAUUCUGAUCUUCAGUCAAAGUUGGAGCCUGAAUGCUUUGCAACUGGGAAAGGGCUGAAGUCCUGCGACAUUCCAAGCUGCAUUGACGAAUUGUUCUUGAGAUUGUGUUGUACAAAAUCAGAAGCGGCCGGGAAUGUGCUCAGAAUUAUUGUCCAAGUAUGAAAGCAAGAUUUAGUUCUACCUCACUAUUUGUUCAUCCUAUUGAUUCCAUGUAGGAAUUCUGUCACCACCUAUUAUGUUGCAUCGACAGUGCAACAUCAUCCCUACUAUGGGCACCAAUCUAUUAUUGUGUAGACAUUUGCGUCUUGAGGCUUCAAGUAGACGUUCUGUGAAGAGAUAUGGGUAAAGUUGGAUUAUUGCAUGCAUUGUACAAUGAGAUACACCGCAGCUAGCAGAUAAAAAAUAAUUUUGCAUGGA